GAAAUACACAUUUACAAGAACUGCACCAUCAAUAGUCCAGCAUUGUAACUCCCCAUAUUUGCAGGUAAACUGAGGUGAAGAAUGCAACAGGAAUAAUCCCAGUCAUGCAACAAGGUCAGACACUAUAAUCACAUAGUAUGAAUGGGACAGAUUUGUGGUCUGUGUUUGUUUAGUUUCUAUCAGAGCUUGUAGUAAAUGAUUGAUGGAGGGAGGAGAAGGAGUCCAGACACCACAACUUAUAUUUCCUCCACUUCUCCUUUUGUGUCAGUCAGCCUGGAGUUUAACAUGGGUUCCUGAAGCAUUAAGUGGUUGAUUUUCAGUACAAAACUAUGAUCUUCUCUGUUUACUAAUGGCGUCAUUUCUAUGGGACUGUUUCCUCUUUUUGCUCCCGUCCCUGCUACUCGUCCUGCUGUCGGUGGUUCUCCGCUGUCCCAGAGUUCAGUGCUGGAUGAGGUCGGCCGUCCGAGCUGCAGCCUGGAGGCUCUGGGUCAUCAUCUGUCUGAUCCUGGAGCUGCCACUGGAUACAAGAGCAUGGACAGAGGAGGCCAAACCACCAGGGUCGGAGUCAGGGUCAGCUCCGGCCUCAGACGGACCCCGACUCAUCUGCAAACCCACGGCGUUGGCCAAAUAUCUGCUCCGACACUGCGGCUCUCUGGGCAGGUCCAGACUGGCCGGCUGGCCCAGAGGAGACCCCCACCUCCAGACCGUAUCCAGCCUGCUGUGUGGACAACAUGGGGAGACGCUGCAGUUCACCAGAGACCACCUGCUGUUGAGGGACGGGGGCAUCGUGGCUCUGGACUGGGCCGUGGGGACGAGGCUGGGGGAGGCCAGGAGGAGGUGGGAAGGGAGGAAGGAGCAGCAGUCAGGGGGGAAGUCUCUGGGCUGCUUCACCCUGACGCCUCCCGUCCUCCUCCUCAUCCCUCAGUCCUGGGGAGGGAUGACCCCCCACCUGAAGGCUCUGAGCCAUCAGGCCAUGCUGCAGGGCUUCUACGUGGUGGUGUUCCACCCUCGAGGCACGGCCAGCUGCCCGCUGACCACUGCUCGACUCACCGAGUUCGGAGAUCCGGCUGACCUGGAACAGGCUGUAUCUUAUGUCCACAGCCGCCACCCGUCCUCUGUGCUGGUAGCAGUGAGUGAAGGUUCAGGUUCGGGGAUCCUGCUCUCCUAUCUGGGUGAAUGUGGAUCCAGCACUCGCCUGACGGCAGCUGCAGCCAUCUCGCCUGUGCUUCAGGGUCAGCUGUGGUUUGAAACAGGCAUUCCGCCUGUUUAUCAGUGGGGGUCACUAGUUCACCGGAAACUGCAGCUCAGCAGAUAUAAAAGUUCCUUCAGAGGAGUUCUGGAUGUGGAUCGAGCCCUCAAAUGUUCUUCCCCCAGAGACUUUGAAGAAACUCUUUUCUGCUCUUCAGUCCAGCUUCAGUCAGAAGCUUCUGAGCUUCCAAACUCUGGACUGAAGUCAGGAUCUCAGUCCCCGCCAAGCCUGGCGCCCUCAGCGGUCUGGGCACUGGGAGAACGAGCUUAUCAAGCCAAGGACUGGGAGAAUUACUGGGAGAGGAACGAACCGCUGAGGGAUGCAGACGAGGUGGCGGUUCCUGUCCUCUGCAUCUGCAGCAGCGACGAUCCUCUCCUCCCGCCGGCCUCCACGCUGCCCCUUCAACUCUUCCUGAGCAACCCCUACUUCCAUCUGGUGCUGACUGACAGAGGAGGUCACUGUGGGUUCACUCUGGAGGAGGAGAGGGAAGGUAACUGGAGUCACAUCGUGGUUCUGGAGUACUUCAGAGUGGUGGCUGAUUUCCUGAAAGGGGAGCAGAGGGACGGAGUGCUGGAAGAAAACAGUCCGACCGGGCAGAGGAGCUGGAUCAGAAAUGUGGUUCCUCAACGUAGGAGGCGAGCCGCCAUGAUGAGGAGAAUGAGAACACAGAAUCCUGAGUACAUGGACGCUGAGGAAGGAGAGUUCACCUGGAAGAGGUCGUAUACACGCUGAAGCAGGAGAUCUGCAGAGAUAUUUGAUCAACUACGGACAAAUUUGUGCUUCUUACUACACUGCAAAAACAAAAGUUGUUGUUUUUUUUGGUAAAAUUCUGGCAGCUGUGGUUGCCAGAAUGCUCCCGUAAAAUUACCAUUUUAUACAUUUAUGGUAAAUAAAUAAAUUGAUGUUGUUGAUUUUACGGUUAAAAAACAUGCUUCAUUCGAUAUUUUACUGUAAAAAAAAGUUUCAACCUUUAAAAAUAUGAAAAUUUACAUGAAAAUACAAUAUAAGGUUCGUGUGACUUAUAAAUAUUACUGCAUUUUUCCAUUAUCAGCACAACAGUUUGUGUAUUUAACAUUAAAUAUACACACGUGGACAAAAUUGUUGGUACCCCUCAGUUAAAGAAGG
Acanthochromis polyacanthus (spiny chromis) is the source of this 2374-nucleotide messenger RNA. RefSeq names its product protein ABHD15. Gene Ontology annotation, molecular function: monoacylglycerol lipase activity; short-chain carboxylesterase activity. Lineage: Eukaryota; Metazoa; Chordata; Actinopteri; Pomacentridae. The record is from RefSeq and is a predicted model, not a curated record. The transcript has 3 exons. The coding region runs from base 350 to 1981 and encodes 543 amino acids.